AUGGCGAAUACACUUCAGCGAUACAAAGCUCUCAUAACCAAAGCCAAUGAGCAUUACGAGAGAGCCGAAUGGGAGUUGACGGAGAAUGCUCUUAGAGAUGCGGAACGUCUUUGCAAGAGCAAGGAUUUUCCGGAUGGUCCUUACUGCCAGCUGGGUAUCAUGAUCAAGCUUGCGGAAGUUACACGUCGCCAUGGGCGAUAUGAAGAGGCUGUCAAAGCUUCCCAGGAAGCACUCAACUCUGAUCGCAUAGACAAAAUCAUGGCGCUCUCUGUGUUGGGAGAGCUGGGGGUAAACUACAGGCAUAUGGACAAGAUCGAGGAAGCAAACGCCACAUUCCAGAAGCAGUACGAUCAAGCAGUCAACUUGACUUUGGAGCUUGAAGCAAACGCCUGCCGUGCCGCAGGCAACCUUGGCAUGACAAUGUAUCAGCUGUAUAUGCAGCAAAGUGAUAAAGGCGACAAGGCCAAGCUCCAUAAGUCAAUAUACCUGCUGCAAGAUCGUGUUAAUAGGUCAAAGAGUAUUCAGAAGAGGCUAGCUCCAGAAGACAAGUUGAUGGGCAAGCUGAAGAUGUGGGAGUCGAUUGGCGUAUCGAGACUCUCGCUGCCCUAUGCGGCGGAUGGACAGUUUGAAGAGGCUGUCAAAUGGGGCAAGCUGGGCAUGGAGAUGACUAAAGACAACCCGGACCCGACGGUCAGGGCGAUGUCCCGAUUCUUCUACGGCAAUGCCUUACUGGCAAGCGGAGACCGAGAAGGAGCGAAAGCUCAGUUCAACUUCACGCGCUCUCGAGGAGAAUGUACUCCCGCCAUCGCUUUGAGCAAGGAACUCUCUGCGGAGCACAGGCAACAUCUCCAGACUAUGAUCAAGGUACGAGUGGAUCUUACCUGCUACGACGAGCAGGGCUAUAGUGCCCUCGACUAUGCCGUCUAUGGUAACGACAAAGAGGCCGCAAAGAUUCUUCGGGGUGGGUUAAGUCGACAACUUGACGACCCAGAUGAAGUGGAACGUCAUUACAGUCUCGCCUUGCUUUGGAAACACUCCCGCGAGGUCUUCCAUGGGCACUUCAGACCAAUCAUCAACCUGGGGAAGACUGAGACUCCCCAGGCAUUGAGGAAAGAAUACGAAGAGCUAUUAGACGACAAGACAAACGAUGGAAUAGCCAAGCGACAACGAUUCGACAGACUACGCUUGGUUGGCUUAGAAGACUUCGAGAAGCACGGCGAACUUCCGCACUUUGGGAUGCAUUGCAGCCUUAGUAAGACGUUCAGAGAGAUCUCGGCAAUCACAAACGAGAAGCCUUUCGUGGUCUUCUUCUCCUACAGGUGGAUUGGAAGAGACACAGAUCCAAAGAGCACCAACCCUGAUGACCCAAACAAGACUCAGUACAACCGCAUGAUUCUUGCCAUUAAUGAGCUAUUAGAACGUCACAAUGAGGUGCAACGAGAGAAUGUCUACAUUUGGCUGGACAUCGCUUGUAUAGACCAGGAGGACCUCGAGGCCGGAAGGAGAGAAAGAGGUAUCAACUCUUUGCCCAUGGUCGUUGCGCAGUGCGAUGCAAUGAUCAGCCUCGUUGACAAUCGAUACCUCACGAGGGCAUGGUGCGCUGUUGAGGUCCUUAUUAUGCAAACACUCCGAGAAACAUCCAACCAGCAUGAAUGGUGGGAACAUCAGCUCCACGACCCGGACAACGACAAUCUCAACGGUUUCCUUGAUCGUGGCCGAGACCAGAAGCUCGAACCCUCCAGAAUGGAUCUUACAAAGGAAGCCGAUCGUAGGCAUAUCGAAUUUUUGAAGCGACAAAGCAUGCUACUUGGAAAGACUGGAGGGUUUCUAUCGUAA
Saxophila tyrrhenica is the source of this 1836-nucleotide messenger RNA. RefSeq lists its product as uncharacterized. The record is from RefSeq and is a predicted model, not a curated record. The coding region runs from base 1 to 1836 and encodes 611 amino acids. The transcript is spliced from 2 exons. Gene Ontology annotation, molecular function: protein binding. Lineage: Eukaryota; Fungi; Ascomycota; Dothideomycetes; Mycosphaerellales; Extremaceae.